UUCCAUUCCCCUUUUUUAUACCCCUAGGAAUUGUCCCACAGGGCCCCCUAAGGCCUAAGCCACAUGCUCCUCAUGUCCACAAGCUCAUUAAAUCCCAUAGAGAUCGAGCAGCCAAAGAAGCAGCACGUCAAUUAGCCUGAACGUACAUGGAGCUUCUUCCACUCGCAGAUCCUUCAGAGAUGGAAGCAGAAGAAGAUGUGUUCUUCGCAGAUCUAAGCAGGCAACUAGCGCUGCUGGUUAUGGAUGAUGAGGAACAACUCCCAGUACACAUGCAGUGUCCUCCUCUUCCACUUCGGGAGCUUCCUUACAUGCCCCAGAUCAUGAUGCCACCAUCAUCCCAUGGCUACGAUCAGGUGGCUUACAGAAGGGAGAUGAGCAAAGGAACAGGAGUUUUCAUUCCACGCUCUACUUCUGCACCGAGGAGGAAGAACAGAUCAAGGAAUAAGUGCUCUCCAGUGGAGCAUUACAACUUCCCAAGGCAGCAUCUGCAAAAAACUGCAACUACGAUUUCUCAUGUGUCCAACGGCGCAUAUUGCAGCCAUUCAAGUGUGCUAAUAAAGAGGCACGUAGAGCAGCCAUGAAGCUGUUUGCUGCGGCCUCGCAGCUAAUUAACCUUGGUUAGGAUGUCAUGCAUGGUGGUCGUUUGUUUGUGGGAUUGAUUUGUGUACAAGGAGAAGAAAAAAAAAACAUAGCACUUUUCCAAUAAUAAAUGCAAUGCGAAGAGGGCUUUAAAUCUCCACCCUUUAAUACUUGUCAUGUUAUUGAUGUUAUAGAUGGCAUGAUCCAAGUCAAUUAAUGUAUUCUCGGAGCAUUAAUGAUGCACUUCAA
Molecule: messenger RNA, 828 nt
Organism: Zingiber officinale
Lineage: Eukaryota; Viridiplantae; Streptophyta; Magnoliopsida; Zingiberales; Zingiberaceae
Exons: 2
Coding region: 147-581 (144 amino acids)
Source: RefSeq, a predicted model, not a curated record